AUGUGGGGAAACAAGCCCGGGCGCCCGGCCUCCUCCUCGUCCUCCGCGGACGCUCGGGGCAGGCAUUUUCCAGGCUCUCGGGCCCAAGACCCAGGAGGCAAGCAGAGGCGGCCGCUCCCCCCCCCGACUCCCCGCUCCCCCAGCCCGGCCAGCUCCGGGGCCCCUCCAGCUACGCCGGUCCCCGCCCCCGGCCCGCCCCGCCCCGGCCUCUGCGCACCGCCCCCCCCUCCCGCCUCACCACCCCCUCAGGCCGGGGCAAGGGCGCUCGGAGCUGCAGGCCGCGCGGUGGGCAUUCCCGCGCCUACCUCAGUAACCGUGGCUUCUCCUCACCUAGCAGGCCACACACACCACCAAGAUUCCCCGCGGCGCGAAGUCCGGGUUGCGAACGCCCCGCGUGAGGAGCGGAGGUCCGAGCGCGCCCCGCCUGCCGCCUUCUCGACCCCACCCUCCGCGAAGGGCUGUGCGCCCCGUCCCGGCCUCGAGCAAGGCCCCGCCCCUCCCGCCGCUCCGCCCCUCCCGCCGGCCUCGUCUGGAAGGGGUCCGCCAGGGGUGCAGCGAGAGCCGCGCCGGGUCGCAGCCCUUGUGCUCUCCCCUAGUGCGGGCCGCAGGCAAGCAAUACCUAAAGGUUCCUGCUGUUUGGAGGAGAGUUACUGUUAG
Messenger RNA from Heterocephalus glaber (naked mole-rat), 657 nucleotides. The record is from RefSeq and is a predicted model, not a curated record. NCBI's taxonomy places the organism in Eukaryota, Metazoa, Chordata, Mammalia, Rodentia, Bathyergidae.